Messenger RNA from Phialemonium atrogriseum, 2213 nucleotides. RefSeq names its product CoA-transferase family III domain-containing protein. The record is from RefSeq and is a predicted model, not a curated record. Lineage: Eukaryota; Fungi; Ascomycota; Sordariomycetes; Cephalothecales; Cephalothecaceae. The coding region runs from base 201 to 1937 and encodes 578 amino acids. Gene Ontology annotation, molecular function: catalytic activity. The transcript has 5 exons.
GCCGCGACAACGAUUGGCCAAACAUUUGCCGGAACCCCUCACAGUGGACAGAUAAAUGCCCCUCGAAAUCCCAGUACUCAUCAAUCCUCAUUUUUAUCCUCUCCAUUGACUGGUAGACUAAUUCGUGUUGUUCCCCCUGGUGUAUGCCCUUCAAUUGUAACCUCUGAGAGUUAUUAGAAAGGUACAAUUCUGUCUCCAAGAUGCAACCCAACGACGAAACAGCCGGCACACCGGCUCUGGAAUACUCGGUCCCCGUCCAGGCAAGGCAGCUCCUUCAAGAUGGGAUCGUAAGAAACCCUUUAGUUGUGCCGAACAUCCCAAAAGAAGCAGAAGAGUACCUAUCCCGCAUUCAGUUCGAGGGUUCGGAAUCGCCGUCCCUGCCCAUCAACUGGCGGUUCGCGGAGAGUGUCUCAGCACUGAAGGGCCUGGAAGCCAUCAUGGUCUGCGCUCUACUCAAGCGCAAGCACGGAGUUGACGUAGGCGAGGUGGUAAUCAAUACAGACCACGCGCAGCUCUUCUUCAUGUCCGCGUUUCUCUGGACCAUUGACCCGGAUGGCGAAAAACUAUCCGGAAUGAGCCCGGACGACGUGGAGAAGGUGCUCAAAUACUUUCCGAGUAACAACAUCCACAGACAUCAGGCGACCCCCUAUCGAGCAGCUUGUACGAACAUAUACAAGACCAAGGACGAUAAAUACUUCCACCUCCACGCAAGCAUGAACCCCGACCCCACCCUCGAAAGCAUCGGCCUCCCCCCCGACAUGGACGCCGACACCCCCGAAGCAGCCAUGCAGCCGUACAUCGCCACCAUAUCCCAGCUCGACUCCGCGGACAUGCAACGCCGCGCCGACACAGCCCGCCAGGCCGGCACCAUCUGCUGGACCGCCGACGAGUUCCGCCGCAGCCCGCACGGCAGGGCGAACGCGCAGGUCGGCCUCUUCGAGAUCCACGCCCACGACCAGCACAAACAACCGGCCUGCUGGUGGCCGUCGUCGCCGCAGACGGCGCCGGAAAGGCCGCUUGCCGGGCUGAAGGUCGUGGACCUGACGCGGGUCAUCGCGGCGCCGGCGAUCACGCGGGGGCUGGCGGAGUUGGGGGCGAGCGUGAUGAGGGUUACGGCGGGGCAUUUGGUGGAUAUGUCGGCGCUGCAUUGUGAUCUGAACUGGGGGAAGUGGAAUUGCCAUUUGGAUUUGCGGGAGGAGGGGGAUAGGGAGAGGUUGAGGGGUUUGAUUGGGGAGGCGGAUGUGGUUGUUAGUGGGUAUCGGCCUUAUGUGCUUGACAAGUGGGGGUUUGGGGAGGAGGACGUGCUAGAGAUGUGUAAGGGGCGAGAGAGGGGGGUUGUGUAUGUCCGAGAGAACUGCUACGGGUGGCAGGGGGAGUGGGCGGGGAGAAGUGGCUGGCAGCAGAUCAGCGAUGCUUGCUGUGGCGUUUCGAUGGAAUAUGGACGGGCGAUGGGCAACGAUGAGCCGGUAACACCUGUGUUUCCGAACUCGGACUACUGCACUGGCAUUCUAGGUCUGGCUGGGAUAAUCCAGGCGCUGCUGCUCAGAGCCGAAAAGGGGGGUUCAUACACUGUCGACGUGGCACUGAACUACUAUUCCCAGUGGCUUGUAAACUCAUGCGGCGUCUACCCAGAGGCUGUCUGGAACGAGGUCUGGGGUCGGUAUGGGAAACCAGUCUUCCGACACUACCAUGCGAUGGGCCACACUCUCCCACGCUUCGCGCGCAUGCUCCAGUCGCAGCGCAAAGAUGUGCUGUUCCGGGACGAGUUCUUCGAAGUACGAGACUGCAAGAACCGAGGGGUCAAGAUCAGAGCUGUGAAGCCCAUCUUGAAGUUUCCGGGGGGAGAAGUAACGCUGGGGUACAAUGUCGGGACGAGACCAAAUGGCGUGGAUCAGCCGAGGUGGCCGGAAGACUUGAUGACGGAGGUGGUAACUUGAAGUUGAGCGGACAAAGUGCUCCUUCUCAGUUAUAGGACUAACUGUUUAAUAUUGUGCGGAAUGCGUCGAAAGCGGUUCAUUUUAGCUUUCCCAUUCCUGGGAGUGGCAACCCUUGAUUAAUUAGUGGCCGCGUCUUGACGCCUGUUACCUAGAAUUUUUGACGGCGAUGACGGCAAGCGUUCGAUGGGAAGAGAGUGACUUGUACGCCACACGACGACAGCAUAAAGCAGGGAUGAUCAAUCGUCACUCCUCGGCUAAAAAAUUCAAGAAAACAAG